Molecule: messenger RNA, 1450 nt
Organism: Thalassophryne amazonica
Lineage: Eukaryota; Metazoa; Chordata; Actinopteri; Batrachoidiformes; Batrachoididae
Product: golgin subfamily A member 2-like
Exons: 18
Coding region: 20-1450 (476 amino acids)
Biological process (GO): Golgi organization
Cellular component (GO): cis-Golgi network; Golgi apparatus; Golgi cisterna membrane
Source: RefSeq, a predicted model, not a curated record
CCCGAGUAGCAGCAGCAGGAUGGCCGACCAGAGCAGGCAAAUAAAACUCGCUGCAGCUAAGAAGAAGAGGAAGGUGAAGGGGCUAAGCCAACUCGAUGCACCCACCACAGACAGAAACUCCCCAGAUGAUUUUGACAGUAUUCUGAAAGCACUUAGUCAAAGCAAUGGAGUAGUAUUUCCUCCUUACUGCAACAGUCAGAGCUUUGCUGAAGUGGAGGCCAUGGGGGUUACAAUUCCCCUGUUGCUGGAGGAGCCAAAGGCCGAGUCUUGCCACGGCUCACCCGUGCUUAACCCCGCUAGCACUAGUAAUGCUACUAACCCCGAGUCUGUCAGUCAGAACACUGAGCUGCAGGACUACAUUGAUGCCAAUGGCAGUGAGAGUUUAAGGGAGGAAAACAGACCACUUUCUUCCACAGAGAGUCUGCGGCAGCUCUCUGAGCAACUGAAUGGUCUGGUCUCUGAGUCGUCUGGCGCCUAUGUGAAUGGAGAAAGUGCACCAGCAGUCAGUGAGAGGGACCUAGAGAGUCAGAAUCAGGAUCUGGCUGCCGCCCUGGAGUCCAGCAACCUAACAAACUCUCAGCUCAAUACCAAGCUAGAUCAGCUGGCACAGCAAUCUCGGGAGCUUUCUGAUCAGCUGCAGAAGGAGAGAAAGGAAUUUGAACAAAAGUUUUCGAAGGAACAGGGUGCUAUGCGGGAACAAUUACAGGUUCACAUCCAGACAAUUGGUAUACUGGUGUCAGAGAAAUCAGAGCUGCAAACAGCGCUACAGUAUACACAGCAGGCUGCACGGCAGAAAGCAGCUGAGGCAGAAGACCUCAAUAAUCGUCUGCAGGCAACGAAGCACAGAGUGUCGGAGCUGGAGAGGACACUAUCCACCGUCUCUACUCAGCAGCAGAAACACUUUGAGAAGCACAACAAAGAGCUUGAAAAGGAGAGAGACAACCUGAGGCUAGAAGUGUACAGACUAAACAGUGUGGAUGAAGAGGCGAAACAACAUAAUUCAGAGCUUUCAGAACAGUUGAAGCUGACAAAACAGGAGAACGAAACAAUGAAGCUUGAAAUAGAAGAUCUACGAAAAAGACUUGAGCUCACUGAUCUCAUGUUACAGCAGUGUUCCACUCAGUCAGAUCCCACAAGUGCCAACCAGCAAGUCCAGUUGUUGCUUGAAGAGAAACAGCAACUCGAGGUGCGAAAUCAUCAGCUGAUUGAGUCAGUUUCCAAACUGCAAACUGAAAGGGAUUGCUAUGCAGAGCAGAUCCAGGAAGAGGGCCGCGUUUGGAAAGACAAAACAGAACAGCUGCUCACACAGGUGUCACUGGUUGCUGAGGAGAGGGAUAAAAACAUCAACAGAGUCCAAGAGCUUGAGGCCAGCAUCACAGAGCUAAAAAUGCCGCAGCGUUAUUGUCCCAAGAGAAAGAAACUCAAGGUCAUGCAGAGCCUCAACUCUUAG